AUGGCUUGGGCAGGCUAUUGGCACUCUGCGGCCACCCUGAACUUCCUCCGUGGCUAUGCGGCUAAUGGGGAUCACACGCCUGUGCAAAGCAUUGAGAUCUCCGAUCUCAAGGGCUCUGAGCAUGCGGCCAGCUACACCGCGGACGCGCAGGCAACGGUGUUUGAGAAUGGGGCUGAAGGCACCUGGCAAAAGACAGCCAUCCAAGGCGUCACCCAGUGGACUAAGUGCCCAGUUCCCGAGAUGCCUCGCUGCGAAUUCGUCGGUCAAUUCGCCAGCCAGGCCAUCGCGCAGAAGCCGUUGAGCUCCGAGCAGCUGGAGCCUGGAGAGCUCAGCGACCGGCGGAGCCAUGGCAUGGCUCCGGUGGAAUGGGCAACCGUCAGUACCAGACCUGUGCCGAUCUGCACCACACAGGAGGAACACGGCCAGAGUUCUUGGUGCUCCAGAUCUCGGCAAGGUCCUCGCAUUGCAGGACCUGCUGUAGGGAUUGAUUGGUACUUCAGGGUACUUCUAGGGUAUGCCCAUCGGGAAUUCGGUCGAGCGACGAACGAACAGAUUGCCUGGAUGAGUGCCGACAAGUCACCUGAUGGAUGUUGA
This is a messenger RNA of Durusdinium trenchii, 594 nucleotides long. NCBI's taxonomy places the organism in Eukaryota, Dinophyceae, Suessiales, Symbiodiniaceae. The record is from the annotation of a GenBank genome assembly.